GAGUGGUUCGCCGAGGCUGUUCAUCAAGGAGAUGGUGAUGAGGGACUUCAAGUCCUACGCCGGCGAGCAGCGCAAUGGCCCUUUUCACAAGAGCUUUUCGGCUGUAAUCGGACCGAACGGGAGCGGGAAGAGCAAUGUGAUAGAUGCUAUGAUGUUCGUGUUCGGGAAGAGAGCAAAGCAGAUGAGGCUCAACAAGGUUUCGGAGCUUAUCCAUAACUCGGCUAAUCACCAGAAUCUUGACAGUGCUGGCGUUUCCAUUCACUUUCAGGAAAUUGUGGACUUGGAUGACGGUGGAUAUGAAGCUCUUCCUGGAAGCGAUUUUGAAAUAAGCCGGGUUGCACUGCGAGACAACUCCUCCAAGUACUACAUUAAUAACUGAUUGAGUAACUUCACUGAGGUCACUAAAU
This is a messenger RNA of Syzygium oleosum, 407 nucleotides long. Its product is annotated as structural maintenance of chromosomes protein 4-like. The transcript is spliced from 4 exons. NCBI's taxonomy places the organism in Eukaryota, Viridiplantae, Streptophyta, Magnoliopsida, Myrtales, Myrtaceae. Gene Ontology annotation, biological process: mitotic chromosome condensation. The record is from RefSeq and is a predicted model, not a curated record. Bases 32 to 379 code for a protein of 115 amino acids.